GAGAUGAUAAACACACUCACACACACUGUUAAGUUCUGUGCUGUGGUGAAUGUGCGUUCAAGGGCUGGUGUGUAUUGUCUCCAUUCUCUGGGAAAAGUAUGCAAAGUUGUGUGUUGAGUGUGUCCCGCAGUAUGUGCGUGUCUGCGGAGAUAGGAGUUUGUGUUGUGUGUUGUUAAUGGGGCUCUCAUUGUGAGGAUGAGUGACUCGUUGGAGAGGACCACCGACACCCCUCUGCCUGGGCCCUCAGAGAACCCCAGAGAGGGCUCUGACCCUGGGGAAGAGGGUGAAGGGGGUGAUGGAAGUGGGAUGCGUUGGGAAGAUGGAGGCCUGUCUGUGGAGCUUCAGAGGGGGAUGGAGACGCUUCGUGUGAGUGGAGAGCUGACCGACGUGACUCUGCGAGUUCAGGAACAGGACUUCCCCUGCCACAGAGCUGUGCUCGCCGCCGCCAGCCACUACUAUAGAGCGAUGUUCUGCAGUGGUCUGAGAGAGAGUCAUGAGAAGCAGGUGGAGAUUAAAGGGGUGGACAGUGAGACCAUGAAGACUCUACUGGACUACACCUAUACCAGCCGAGCCACCAUCACACACACCAACGUCCAGAGAACACUGGAGGCCGCCAGCCUGUUCCAGUUUCCUCGUGUAGUGGAGGCCUGUGCAGGGUUCCUGGCUGACUCUCUCCAGCCAGAGAGCUGUGUAGGUGUACUGCGUCUGGCUGAGGCCCAUUCAUUGCCUGCACUGAGAGACAGGGUCCAGGACUACCUGGUUUCAGAGUUCUCCAGAGUGGUUCAGCAUGAGGAGUACCUGGAGCUGCCAGCGGGGGCGUUGCAGAACGCUCUGAAGAGAGAUGACCUGGGAGUGACACGGGAGGAGAGUGUGUUUGAGGCUCUGAUGCGCUGGGUGCGAGCAAAGGAGGAGGAGAGAUGCCUCCUACUAGCUGGUCUUCUGUCAUACGUGCGUCUGCCACUGCUGGAGCCGGCUUACUUCCUGGAAACGGUGGAGGCCGACCAGCUGAUUCGCCGCUGUGACGAGGCCUUCACCCUACUGCAGGAGGCCCGCACCUACCACCUGUCAGGCAACGAGGUGGUCACGGAGCGUACCAAGCCUCGUUUACAGCACUACCUAUCUGAGGUGUUCAUGAUCAUCGGUGGCUGCACCAAAGAGGAGCGCUUCGUUGCCACUGUGACCUGCCUUGACCCUCUGCGCCGCAGCCGGCUGGAAGUCGCCAAGCUGCCAAUCACAGAGAUGGAGGAGGAGUCCCACAACCGGAAGUGGGUGGAGUUUGCUUGUGUCACCUUCCGGAAUGAGGUGUUCAUAUCCGGUGGAAAAGAGACACAGCACGAGGCGUGGAAGUACAACGGUGCCCUGGACAGGUGGAUCCCCAUUGAGCCCCUGGUGACUGGGCGCUGGAGACACAAGAUGGCAGUUCACGGGGGGAAGGUGUAUGCCCUGGGGGGGUUCGAUGGGACUCAGAGACUCACCAGCGUGGAAGCCUACGACACAUUUCACAACCGCUGGACACCGGCCCCGCCCCUCUUGUUGGGCGUCAGCUCAUUCGCUGCAGCAAGCUUCAAUAAGUGGAUCUUUGCGAUCGGGGGAGGGCCCAACGGGAAGCUGGCCACUGAUAGGCUGCAGUGCUGGGAGCCAGGGACUGAGAGCUGGGGCCUGCGGUCGCCCAUGCCCAUCGAGGCUAAAUGUACUAAUGCUGUCACCUUCAGGGAACGCAUCUAUGUAGUUGGCGGUGCCAUGCAUGCUCUGUACUGCUACUCCCCCCAGUCAGACAGCUGGUCUAUGGUGACCCGGCUGGGCGAGAGGGCGAGCUGCGCCAUCGCAGCCUGUAACAACAAACUAUUCAUCACUGGUGGCCGUGACGACAAGAACCAGGUCAUCUCCACGGUGAUGUGCUGGGACCCAGUCACAACCACAAUGACAGAGGAAUGUGUGUUACCGCUUGGUGUCUCUCACCACGGAAGCGUCACACUCCACAAGUCCUACACGCACAUACACAGGAUAGCACCUGCAACCGUGUCGGUGUGACAGAGAGCUGGGACUAUGUGUGUGAGAAUGAAUGUGUGGAGAAAAACAUAGGUGGAUGAGGAGCAUGGACUGUGUGUGGGUGUCGGCUUUUUUACUUAUUGUAAGUUGUCUGUGAAAUAACAAAAUGUAAUGCUGAGUUUAGUCUCAUAACAUUUUUAAAAGUGUAAUAUCACAUACAAACCGGUACCACUAAAUACAUCUAAAAAUGA
This is a messenger RNA of Oncorhynchus nerka (sockeye salmon), 2240 nucleotides long. Its product is annotated as kelch-like protein 6. NCBI's taxonomy places the organism in Eukaryota, Metazoa, Chordata, Actinopteri, Salmoniformes, Salmonidae. Gene Ontology annotation, molecular function: protein binding. The record is from RefSeq and is a predicted model, not a curated record.